This is a messenger RNA of Spirodela intermedia, 606 nucleotides long. Lineage: Eukaryota; Viridiplantae; Streptophyta; Magnoliopsida; Alismatales; Araceae. The record is from the annotation of a GenBank genome assembly.
AUGCAUAGUAUAUAUCUAGAGGAGGGGGCUAGAACUAGUAGGGAACCACAACGAAGAUUAAAUCUUAACAUGAUGGAAAUUGUAAAAAAAGAAAUUUUAAAGUGGUUGGCUGCUGAUAUUAUUUAUCCUAUUUCAGAUAGCAAAUGGGUUAGUCUUAUACAAGUAGUGCCAAAAAAAUUAGGGAUCACGAUUAUAAAAAAUGAAAAUGGAGAUGAAAUACAAACAAGAUUAACUAUCGGUUGGAGGGUUUGCAUUGAUUAUAAAAAAUUAAAUUCAGUUACUAGAAAAGAUCAUUUUCCCCUACCAUUUACUAAUCAAAUUCUAGAAAAAUUAGUUGGAAAAAACUUUUUUUGUUUUCUGGAUGGAUACUUUGGUUAUAAUCAAAUUUAUAUAAACCCUUUAGAUCAAGAAAAAAUAACUUUCACUUGUCCAUUUGGUACUUUUACUUUUAAACACAUGCCUUUUGGUCUGUGUAAUGCUCCAGCCACAUUUCAAACAUGUAUGUUGUCUAUUUUUUCUGAUAUGAUUGGAAAAUGCAUGGAAAUUUUUAUGGACGAUUUUUGUGUUUUUGGUGAAUCAUUUGAUGAAUGCUUAAAUCAUUUAUAG